This is a messenger RNA of Klebsormidium nitens, 2463 nucleotides long. Lineage: Eukaryota; Viridiplantae; Streptophyta; Klebsormidiophyceae; Klebsormidiales; Klebsormidiaceae. The record is from the annotation of a GenBank genome assembly.
AUGUCCUUCUUUGGGCUGAGUUCCCUCUCACCUCCAUCCGAGGAGGGGGGGACCGAUCGGAUGGUACACAUUCAGACUUUGGUGGGAGGGCCGAAGAGCAAGACGGCAAUGAACCCAAGAAUACCGCUUCUCGAGAGUUUUUGGAAGAGUCUGCAGGGAGGCUUCACCCUCGCCAAUUUGCACACGAUAAUGGAGUCCUCCUACAACGACCCGCGGCAACGAGAGAUCGUCGUGGCACCCCAGAACGUCCACAUCAAGGUUCUAGCCUGCCCAGGAAGUGGCAAGACCCGUGUCCUGGUUCAGAGGGCAUGCCAUUUGAUCGAGCACUUUGGAGUGAAACCGUCAGCCAUCCGAGUCGUCACCUUCAGCAGGCAUGCGGCUGCAGAUGUGGGCUCCAGGCUCCAAGGCGUGGUCAAGGCGCAGACCAUCCACAGCCUGUGUCUCGAGAUUGCCGAGGCAUUCGAACCGAUCCUGCACAACAGCCUCAGGUACGUGCCUGCUGCAUGUGCAUGGUCGACGGACUCUGCGGAGGACCUAGACGUGUCCUAUCUGCCCGACGAGAAGGAGUCAGUCUUCCAGAAUGCGGAGGCAGAGGUCUUCUUCUGCGACGAGCACAUUUACCGGCUAUUGAGGGCAUUUGAGGCCGCAGGUGACGAGGUUGAUAUCGCAGCCCCAAUCAGGGACUUGAUCCCGGACUACCUGCUGGUCGACGAGAGCCAGGAUCUGGACGCGACGCAAUUUCGAGUAAUCGAGCUGCUCGUGAAAAGGUUCAGAACACGCAUCUUCAUGGUCGGGGACAAAUGUCAGGGUAUCUACAAGUUCCGAAAGUCAGACUCGGACUUGAUGGACAGAGUGGACACCCUGGGCACAUACCCUUCGAUCACUUUCUAUCUGAACAACAAUUACAGGAGCACCCAGACCAUUGUGGACUUUUGCAACGACAUGCGCCCAGACAGGAGCAUGCCCCCAAUGGCAACGAUUCGCGACUUUCCCUCGUGGCUGCCGAGGCUCUGUGUGUUUGAGGAGCGGUCAGAGGAGAUUCGCUUCGUGGCAGAUCUCGUGCAGUCCUAUGUGACUGACAUGGGGCGCGUGCUUGGGGACAUAGCCAUCCUGUCCAGGACGCAGAGGGAGGCAUAUGCACUUGCACACAAGUUCACCGAGAUGGGCCUACCCACGAAGAUCUGUACCGGCGACGCCGUAGAGAGCAGCCACAAACAUCGAGAGGGGGACCCUCUCACGAUCAGCUCGUUCCAUGGCGCAAAAGGGCUGGAGUUUGGGGUCGUGAUCGUGACGGGCUGCACAGACUCGUUCAACAAAUUCCUCACACCCGACGAGCUGCAGCAGGAGGCACAGCUGUACUACGUUGCUUGCUCCAGGGCCAAGGACAUCCUCGUGAUCACGAGCGGCAGCAGGUGCAUCUCUCGGAUGAUAUUCCCCGUGAAGUCCUCUCGCUUCAAGGUGGACAUGGGCGACCCCAAGUCUGCGAGCCCCAUCUUUGGCAUCUUCGGCGACGUGAACGCACUGUAUGGCUCCGUGAUAGAGAGAGUGAUAUACAGACAGAUACUGUCAGCGUGCCUUCGAGAGAGCGGGUCGAGUGACGAGGUGAAGAUGACGGACCAUUUCGCAAAUAUGUGCUUCCUGUGGACAAAGGCGUUCGAAGAUGAUUGGCGCUUGCGUGAGCCCACGGAACAGGACGUUCGGAACUUGAUCCGCAACAAAGCAGCAGAGUUCCAGCUACCCGAGAGCCACGUGGCGGUGCACUACGAGAAUCGAAGUCUUCCUUCGUUCGCGAGGCCUUCCAAGGACGAUGCUCACAAGAGGACGGCUCGCUUUGCAGCCGCUGUGGAGCGCAUCGGAAAAAGCUACAAGCGAUAUGUGAAUUUUGACCACGACACAGAGAGCACACAUGCUCUCAAGACCAUUGCCGACGUGGCUGUAUGCGCCCACCUGGCAUAUCCGCCCGCCAAGACUCACUAUGUCUUUUCGGAGCUGCACCUGGGGGAUUUGGUGAAAGACAAGAAUCUGGGACUCUUCUCUUGCACCAGGCGUCUGGUAAAUGGGAUUAUGGCCUCUCAUUUCGAGACCAGGAGGGCUAUUGGAACACUACGCCACUUUGCCGCCGGAGAUGUGGUGACCCCUGAGCUGAUGCUGGGGACAUUCAGGGUCGGCUUGGACAUCGACCUCUCAACGAAGUCGCUCCGGGGAGUCGCCGACAUGGUGAUCGGAGAUACCGUUUAUGACAUCAAAUGCAGUUCGGAAAAGGGCGGCAUCCAGGCGGCAUGGGUGCUGCAGUUGAUGUGCUACCUCAGCCUGGCUCGCCUGAAUGGUCUGAAGGUCGACAACAUUGCAAUCUAUUGCCCGCUUCAGGGGUUCGUGUGGAAGGCGCCAAUGCACAUGUGGCAGAGACACGAGGAGCUGAUCAGAAGGGUCAACGAAGAGAUAUCCGGAUCCAGUUUCAGGUAG